Suncus etruscus (white-toothed pygmy shrew) is the source of this 973-nucleotide messenger RNA. RefSeq names its product transmembrane protein 71 (gene TMEM71). The transcript has 9 exons. NCBI's taxonomy places the organism in Eukaryota, Metazoa, Chordata, Mammalia, Eulipotyphla, Soricidae. The record is from RefSeq and is a predicted model, not a curated record. The coding region runs from base 15 to 923 and encodes 302 amino acids.
GCAGCUUUCCCAAAAUGUAUGGAAUAUCUCAACUGAUGUCAACACCAGUAGCAAGUUCCUCUAAGUCUGGGUCUGAAAGAGAAUAUCUUAGAGAGCUGUCACCCACAUGCCUUUUCCCAAGUUUUGUAUGUGAUUUUAUGGACAGUAACAGCUCCUAUGAAUGCUGCUUCAUAGAUGCCCAGACAGGUUCCUACUUAAGCUGUCGUCGAAGUCCUAGGCUCCUCACCAACGGUUACUACAUUUGGACAGAAGACAGUUUUUUAUGCGAUGAAAGUGGCAACAUAACUCUGAACCCCUCCCAGACCAGUGUUCUCUACAAGGAAAACUCAGUUAGGGUAUUUAGAAAGAAAAAGAGACUCCGCCGAUCUCUUUCUUCUCUUUUCAACCUUAAAGCCUCUAAAUCCUGGCUUCAUGACAAUAUGUUUGAUGAUGCUGAGCCUUUGCCAAGUGAUGGCAUCUGGUUGGAUGGCUUCAGGAGAAUGGACAUGCAUCGCUGCAAUGAAAAUGGGGAUGAUUUUGAGAGUUCAUUGACUGAUGAGUAUGAGUUGGAAAAACUGAAUGCAGAAUGCAUGGAAGUCUCCUCUUCUGGAAACAUAUGGCCUGAAGAUACAAGAAAAAACUUUCAUGAUGCAUCUCACCAGUCCCAGACCAGAGCCUCUGAACAUUUCCAAGGGAAUAUUUUGGAACAUUCAAAAAUCUGUUUGUGGCAAGAGGUCUCCUUUCAGGCUAUUCUGCUUGUUGCAUGCUUAAUCAUUUCUACAUGUGCAAGAUGGUUUUGGGGAGGAAUAUUAGCCGCUAUCUUCACAGGUUCUUUGAUGAUAACUACUAUUUAUGUUGUCAAAUCAUUAUUUCUCAGCCUAGCCAGCUAUUUCAAAGUUGUAUCCUGCAUUCAAUCAUGCCCCAAGUCUGGGCAGAAACUCUAACAUGUCUAUCACCCAACCUUAAGUACAGCUUUCCAGGUAUGCACAGUUUU